Sphaeroforma arctica JP610 is the source of this 360-nucleotide messenger RNA. RefSeq lists its product as hypothetical. The record is from RefSeq and is a predicted model, not a curated record. The transcript has 2 exons. Lineage: Eukaryota; Ichthyosporea; Ichthyophonida. The annotation marks the transcript as partial.
GAUGAGGACAGCAGUGUGAUGCGUGAUGACUCAUUCUUGGGUGCGUGUGCUGUGUUCAUGGGUGGGCAGCAGAUGCGCUUCCCUUCAGCGCAUCAGCGACAGCGACUGAUCACUCACGGCACAGCCGAACUGCGAAGAGCCCUGACAGUCCCACAGACGAUGCAACCUCGCGCCGUGUGCGAUCACUCGGAAGGGCCUGCGCUGGCACAGCGUCUGCAGCGAGAGAACGGCAUGACAGGCACUGAACUGUGUGACUGCCUACUCACUACACCUCACACACGCGUGGGCGUCUCACAGCACCUCCUGUCUGCAUUGGACACGUGGGCGGCGCAUGAAGGUAGGUGUCUCCCCAGGCUAUAA